This is a messenger RNA of Oncorhynchus nerka (sockeye salmon), 1060 nucleotides long. RefSeq names its product transmembrane protein 238-like. The record is from RefSeq and is a predicted model, not a curated record. The transcript has a single exon. NCBI's taxonomy places the organism in Eukaryota, Metazoa, Chordata, Actinopteri, Salmoniformes, Salmonidae. Bases 259 to 783 code for a protein of 174 amino acids.
GCUUCCUCACCUGUCUACGGCUACCACGCCCCACCUCUCUGUGCUGUGCCCUGUGCUGUGACACAGGAAAACCUGAAUAGGGGCGAGCUUCCUCACCUGUCUCACCUUACCUGUUCAAACAAACGGCUCCGUUUGAAACUCUACCCCAACCGAAUUCACCGAAUUCCACCAGGAAACCAACCGCAAAUGAUAGUUAGAAAAGAAAAGGUGGUCUAAACAAACUAUUUGUUAGGCCUAUCUCCAAGCCAAUUUAGAGACAUGGAGCCGACGUACCGCGGUCUAGGUCGCUGUUCCUGCGCCUUUUGGUUGGCAGUGUCCUUCGACAUAUUCGGGCUGCUUGUUCUUUUGAUCGGUGUUUUUGCGGACAUAUUCUUCUAUGACUUUUUAAUCUACGCCGGGGCCAUCAUCAUCUUCCUCAGCCUCGUCUGGUGGGUGUUCUGGUACACGGGCAACAUCGAGGUCCCCCCGGAGGAGCUGGAGGAUGACGUCGGGCUCUUGAAGAAGGAGCGGGGCAUCGCAGGUGCGGUGAGGCGGUUAUCCAACCGUCUCUCCAACAGUGUCAGGAACUCUCUGCGGCGGAAUGGAGGCCCCCCCCGCGGGGUCGCGAGAAGGGCAGGGACUGGGCUUUCUACGACACACAUGAGGGAUGCCCAACAGCAACCGAAGCCCCCGCCUGUCGUAUUGACGAUGGGGCCGCUUGAUGAGGACAUGCACACGGUGUCUGCAUCCGUGGACACUGACAUACCUGUUCCGCACACAGCUACAGAGACCUCGGCCAUAUGAUGCGCAAUGCGCACAAGGUUAGCCUAUUAUUUCCAAUCGGUCAUUAAGCCAUUUAGGCUAUAGCCUAGGGAUACAUUUUGUUAUUGGAUAGGCCUAACUUUCAUUAAACAUAGAUUAUAGGUUUUAUAGGCCAACUUCAUUCUAGGCUAUUGUUUUUGCGUGAUAAUAGCCCACAACUUUGAUCCACAAUUCAGUAGGCUAUAAUGUUCCUUAAAAUAAAAUAAAAUGACUAUGUGUUUCAGUGAAUGAGGAAAUAAACUGUGUGAUCUAAUGGAAA